Molecule: messenger RNA, 1380 nt
Organism: Thamnophis elegans (Western terrestrial garter snake)
Lineage: Eukaryota; Metazoa; Chordata; Lepidosauria; Squamata; Natricidae
Gene: UNC93A
Product: unc-93 homolog A
Exons: 8
Coding region: 1-1380 (459 amino acids)
Source: RefSeq, a predicted model, not a curated record
AUGGAUUCAUAUCUGAAAAACAUUCUUGUGAUGUCAUUUGGAUUCACAUUUCUUUUUACUGCUUAUGGAGGACUCCAAAAUCUUCAGAGCAGCCUCCACUCUGAAGAAGGCCUGGGAGUUGCCUCCCUGAGUAUGAUCUAUGGUACUCUCAUCCUGUCCUCCAUGUUUCUCCCAUCAGUCAUCAUUAAGAAAUUUGGAUGCAAAUGGACCAUAGUAGGCUCAAUGUGCUGCUACAUUACAUUCUCUUUGGGAAACUUCUAUGCCAGCUGGUUCACACUCAUCCCCACAUCAAUGAUCUUAGGGCUGGGAGCAGCCCCGCUCUGGUCAGCCAAGUGCACUUAUCUUACCAUGGCCGGCAAUUUAUACGCUCAGAAAGUGGGCAAAAUUGGAAAAUAUAUAGUUACCCAGUAUUUUGGAAUCUUCUUUUUGAUAUACCGAUCCUCUGGAGUCUGGGGGAAUCUAAUAGCAUCUCUGGUUUUUGGCCAGACUCCCAAUAAAGUAAAUCUCACAGAAACAGAUCUGGUGUGCUGUGGUGUAGGCAGUUGCAUGGUAAACACCACAAAUAGGACUGUGACAUCAAAAGGACCAUCUAAUACUUUGAUCUAUACUUUGAUGGGAAUCUACACAGCUAGUGAGAUUCUAGCUGUGUUGCUAGUGACUAUAUUUCUGGAUCAAAUCUCAACCAACCAAGCAGAGAGUGAAGAAAAGUCCAGGUCAUCUUUUAGAUCCACUUUUCUGGAAACAUUUCAACAUCUUAAAGAUAAACGCCAGUGUCUCUUGAUACCUUUGACUAUGUAUAGUGGACUUGAGCAAGGAUUCCUGGCCAGUGACUACAAUAAGUCCUAUGUGACCUGUGCUCUUGGGAUAAACUUCGUUGGAUAUGUGAUGAUCUGCUUUUCAGCUACAAACUCACUCGCCUCCUUGCUGUUUGGCAAGAUUUACCAGUUCACCGGUAGAAAGGUUCUCUUUACAUUGGGUGCCAUUCUCCAUCUCAGCUGCAUAAUAGUGCUAUUGCUCUGGAAACCUUACUCAAACCAACUUGCCCUAUUUUUUAUAAUACCUGCCAUCUGGGGUGUAGCAGAUGCUAUCUUGCAAACACUAACCAACGCUCUCUAUGGAAUUUUAUUUGAGAAGCACAAAGAGGCAGCCUUUGCAAAUUACCGCCUGUGGGAGUCAUUGGGCUUUGUCAUAGCCUUUGGAUACAGCACCUUCUUAAGCGUCUCCAUCAAACUGUACAUUCUCGUAACUGUUCUGAUUGUGGCGAUGGUCUUAUACGGAGCAGUCGAAUACCUGGAAUCCAAAGUGUCUUCUGGAACACCUCACACUGCUAACCAGGAGCCAAUCACAUCACAGCAAAAUGCUCAAUCAACAAAUCUCUAA